Messenger RNA from Closterium sp. NIES-67, 1269 nucleotides. NCBI's taxonomy places the organism in Eukaryota, Viridiplantae, Streptophyta, Zygnematophyceae, Desmidiales, Closteriaceae. The record is from the annotation of a GenBank genome assembly.
ACUCGCCCCGAGAUACAGUACACUAUCCAAACUGAACUCAACUGCAUGGAUGAUUCAGGUUGCGUGAACCUAACGACCUUGCUUCUGAGCAGGCUAGACUACUGCUUGAGAGACAUAAUUCAUACAUCCUAGAAGAACGGCUGUCUUCCCGUCCCUCGCGGCCCAAUUCUCUGCCGAAAGACACUUUUCAAACACCCUUGCUUACAACAAUAACUACUAGUUCGUGUAGUCCCGUGACGUCACCUCAUCAUUUGCGAUCUCUUUCAGCCUAGAGCUCUCGUCCGAUGUAGGGUACUAGUGCUUUGAAUCCCUUCGCACGACAUCCACCGCGGGUUUUUGUCACCCGAAUCUUCCAUCGCGCUCCCGAAUCCCCGCGUUUCACGCCAUAGUAGUACAGAUUCCACCUUCUUAAGAUCACCCCCCUGUGCAUGGCACUGUUCUCCGUGUGUGGCGGCGGCGCGUGUCCCUUCUUCCUAGGGCUGGGCGUGGCUACGUGUUCCUGCUCGCUCUGCACGGGUCUUGUGCUCGUCACGUGCGGCGACAGCCUCUGCUCGCCGCUCAGCGCCGCUCCCGCUCCCCCUGCUUUCAAAUCGCAGGCGACACACAGUGCGCUUAGCGGAGCGUCUUAUAUCGGGAGCAGUGGGUUCGACGGGAGCUCGUCGUUUGGUGGCAGCGACCUCGUUUUCUCGACAGACAAGCCGUGGACAGCAGAUCAAUACGCGGCGUAUCUCGCACGCGCUGCCCCGUCAACGAGUCGCAUGUCGCGGUUACCAUCCGACAACCACUACCACUCGCUGAGCGAUUAUCCCUCCCACUCGCUACCGCGGUCGCCAGGCGCUCUCUCGCACUCGCUGCUGUCGCGGACGGAUUCCGCCCGUGCGACGCCUCUGCAGUCGCCGUCGCUCCAAGCGUCGCUGCUGUCGUCGCGGCAACUCCGAUCGCUGUCGAGCUCGUGAGCGUGGGAGAGUUGCGACGAGGGAAACACUUGGAGGUUGAUACGCGACAGCUAGGUCAGCAGGAGACAGGAUACCCCUCUGCCUACACAUUACAGCGCUCAUCUCGUACGGCUGUGCACUCCUGCCCUUAUUGUAACUAAUGACCCGUACGAUAUACUGUACAGUUUUCAACCCUAUGCCAUACCUUAUUACAGUUCCUUUUCAGGGAAAGAGCAGCAUGAGGCAGGAUAGUAAAUUAGCAUUGUUGGGAGCACCAAACCCUUUUAGAAGGCAACCCCUUAUUUCCUAAGGUGAAAUAAAAGUAAUGUACCGU